UGUUUUAUACAUUGCCUAGCUGCUCAUGAGAAAGGUCGAUACAAAAUGCUCGAAAUCAUAACUGUUAUCGCUAUUUUACUUUUUACUAUUUAUCAUUACUGUAAAAAAACUACAUCUGGACUCCCUGGUCCGGUCGGUCUUCCAUUCUUCGGAGUUAUUUUUCGAAUUGAUUUCAGUCGAUUGCAUUUGAGAUUAUACGAGUGGACUACCAAAUAUGGAGACAUUUUUCAGUUUUCUGUACUCGGGAAAAGCUACAUUUCUUUAAACUCUGCCGAGAUAAUUCGGGAGGUUUUAGGCACGGAGCCAAAUGCAACAAUAACAUCAUCUCGGGAACCGUCAUUUUUCGGCGAGUACUGUAUGGAAAACUAUUCAGAUAUUGCAUUUUCUCCAAUUGACAAGGAAUGGACGAAGAGAAGAAAAUUGGUUCACAAACUGUUACAUUCCUAUGGAGAGGGUAUUCAAUUAUUAGAAGAUGAAGUUCUGAAGAAACUGAAAAAUGUCAAACGAUAUGUGGCUGAAAAUGGAAAUAAAGAUCUCGAUCCGCAUUAUGUGGUGGAGGAGUUCCUGUUCGAAAAUCUGGCUUCAUUGGUAGCUGGAACGACUGAUAAACAGUUACAGAUGUGGAUGAAAGAAAUGGACGAAACAUCAAAUGAAAUUGCAUCACCAAUUGUUGACCUGAUGUUUAGAACCUUCCCUGUUCUGUUGAAGUUGCCAUUUUCUAUAACCAAGAAACCGUCUUACUGUAAAAACACCAUUAACGAAGUAAUAAACAGCAUAAGAAAUAUAUCAAUUGAAAAAGAUAUUAAACAAGGGAUGUACUACGAAAUAAAAAAUGGAGCUGAGAAACAUGGACACCUUAUUUCGGAAAAAGAAAUAAGAGGCAUUUUUGCCAAUGUUAUUGGAGGAGGUUUCUUAACGUCCAGAGGAACUCUUAUGUCAGUGAUCUAUCUUUUGGCCGAGUACCCAACUAUUCAAAAGAAAAUACAAGAUGAAAUAGAUGACGUCGUCGGCGAAAGAGAGGCUCACGUCACAGACCGCCAUUCUUGUCCACUGACCGAGGCAUUUCUGUUGGAAACACUGCGGUAUAUAUCGCAUACACCGCUGUCUCUUCCACACUAUGCAUCAGAGACAUGUUCCAUCAGAGGUCAUACAAUAGAAAAAGGAACCACGAUACUGACUAACUUAUGGACAGUUCUUCAUAGCAAUGAAUGGGGAGAUCCUUUUACCUUUAGACCGGAUCGAUUCCUAGACGAAUCCGGAUUGCUGUUGCCUGCUUCCCAUCCCAGUAGGCAAAGUUUGUUGAUGUUUGGAUUUGGCAAACGAGCAUGCAUCGGAGAAGUCUUUGCAAAGAACCGUGCAUUUUUGUUUUUCGCUACCUUGAUCCAAAUCUGCACCGUAACGAAACCUUCAGACGAAAUCUUGACACAUCUUGAUCCUAGGGAAAUGAUGCCAGGCCUUGUUCUCCAACCAAAGCCAUACAAAGUACAGUUCAAGUUAAGGAAUAAUUUUGCUUGACUUAUUGUCAACUGAGAGGAGACUGAAGUCACCAAAACUUGACAGGAUGACAUACAUGUAGCCCUGCAAUUCCGCAAAUUUAAAACCUUUCUAUCAAAUUAAGUUUCCUGAAUGUUUAUUCAGAGCUCAAAUGUUGUGAAAUAAUAUUGUUAGAUAUAAAGUUAAAAUAUUAUAUUAAGGUUCAAAUACUAAUACCAGAUUGCAAUGUAUAUUUACUUUUGAUGUGAGUUUGAUUUGUGUAUAUUUUCUUUUUUAAUCUAUUUUAUCAAUAUUUAAUCAAAGAGAUAUAGCGCCUUUUCCCAUUAUUCGCCUACACCUGUGUUUGGACGGAAAUUACCUGUUACUAAAAAUAGCUUCAGGUACCUAGCUGUCGCAAUGAUUCUCGAAACCUGGGUACACUGUACUGAUUUUAAAAUUGUGUCUGUAACAACUGAUUUGUUAUAAAUUUGGGAAACUCUGUGUAUAACAGUAGUUGAUAUUCUGAACCGUGAUAAGUUCAAGCAAAAUGCAAUGGAUCUAAGUGUAUAUGUAUAUAGAGUACAUAUGUACAUGUAUAGUGUUCGUGAAGAGAUCUAUAUAUAUUUGGUGUGCUCAUACUCAGUCUGAAUUCAACAAGAUAAUUAAAAAAAAAACCCAGAGGAAUAGAUACAUGUAACUUAACCUCUCUAUUCUGUUCAUGUUUCAAUUUAAGUGAAAAAUUACUACUUAUGGCUAUAUACAUGAUUGUAAUAGAAAAGAUACAUGUACUAAUUGAAAUAUUUGUCUAAUUUUUAGUACGAAGAGCACGUUAAACCAAAACUAAUUCAAUGUAAACGUGUACUACAAUACCUGUAGAACAUAAUUUUAUUCGGAUGUCUUUGGUUUAGAGUGGUUCAAAUAGUAAAUUAUCCAAUUUUUUAUCGUAUACUAACUACAUUCUUAUAUAUUCUUAACAAACCUGAAUAUUUUAAUGAUGUCAUGUAAAAUGAUAACGACUCUUAGAGCAUGAUGAUUGUGUAAUUUGCGUUUCUUUGCUAUUAUUUAAACUAAAUAUUGUAUAAUAUUAAAAAAAAUGUCUGAUGUUUGCAAAAGGCUAUAUUUUAGGCCAAAUCGUAUAUUAAGUGCGCUAUACCUCUUUCUAAAAUAAAAAAAAUAUAUUGUAA
Molecule: messenger RNA, 2657 nt
Organism: Magallana angulata
Lineage: Eukaryota; Metazoa; Mollusca; Bivalvia; Ostreida; Ostreidae
Exons: 6
Coding region: 46-1515 (489 amino acids)
Molecular function (GO): iron ion binding; oxidoreductase activity, acting on paired donors, with incorporation or reduction of molecular oxygen; heme binding
Source: RefSeq, a predicted model, not a curated record